This is a messenger RNA of Vombatus ursinus (common wombat), 830 nucleotides long. RefSeq names its product crystallin gamma S (gene CRYGS). The record is from RefSeq and is a predicted model, not a curated record. Gene Ontology annotation, molecular function: structural constituent of eye lens. Gene Ontology annotation, biological process: lens development in camera-type eye; visual perception. Lineage: Eukaryota; Metazoa; Chordata; Mammalia; Diprotodontia; Vombatidae. The transcript is spliced from 4 exons. Bases 1 to 759 code for a protein of 252 amino acids.
AUGAAUGUAAAUGAUCAGGGUCGACUAUCGCUGCUUUCGAUGAAGCAAAGCCUACCACCAGACUUGCCGAUCACUGUCAAGGGUACCACCAUCCUCCCCGUCAUCCAGGCUCCCAACCUGGGUGCCAUCCCCCACCCCAUCGUCGUCAUUCUCUUUCCAGGGGAACACUUCAUUACUUUUUUGUGUUGUAGUAGACUAAAGUCCAGUCCCUUACUUCUUGGCCUGGGGGGCCUUGUGUUUCAGAUUACUUUCUAUGAUGAUAAGAACUUCCAAGGUCACCACUAUGAGUGUGACAGUGACUGUGCCGAUUUCCACACCUAUUUGAGUUGCUGCAAUUCCAUCCGGGUGGCCGGCGGGGCCUGGGUGGUUUAUGAGAGGCCCAACUUUGCAGGGAACAUGUACAUCCUAACUCAGGGUGAAUACCCUGAUUACCACCACUGGAGGGGGCUCAAUGACCGGCUGAGCUCCUGCAAGGUGAUCCAUCUGUCAAGUGGAGGCCAAUACAAGCUUCAGAUCUUUGAGAGGGGAGACUUCAGUGGCCAGAUGUAUGAGACCACCGAGGACUGCCCUUCCGUCAUGGAACAGUUCCACAUCCGUGAGAUCCAGUCCUGUAAGGUCCUGGAUGGGGUCUGGGUCUUCUAUGAGCAGCCCAACUACCAUGGCAGACAGUACUUCUUGGACAAGAAGGAGUAUAGGAAGCCUGUGGACUGGGGCUCCCCAUGCUCAGCUGUUCAGUCAUUCCGCCGUAUCGUGGAGUGAUGGAGGGUGCUUGUGGGUUUAGACCUGAGGCUAGAUGCCACUGGUCUGGUGGGUAGAACCACAACUGUAAA